This is a messenger RNA of Manihot esculenta (cassava), 2173 nucleotides long. RefSeq lists its product as uncharacterized. Lineage: Eukaryota; Viridiplantae; Streptophyta; Magnoliopsida; Malpighiales; Euphorbiaceae. The coding region runs from base 52 to 2064 and encodes 670 amino acids. The record is from RefSeq and is a predicted model, not a curated record. The transcript has a single exon.
CCACCAAGCACAUGAAGCUUCCACGUAACUGUAAACUGAAAUAAGACCAAAAUGAAACUAGCAAGUCCCAUCGCCAAAACCCUAGUCAAAAGAAUGGCACCCACAUCUCUGCUCGGUCCUCCAGAGCUCCAUAAUCCAACUCUCCUACCAAAAACGCCCCUGUCCCAACCCACAGAUGGCGUCACUGAUCCCUUCAUGGAUCUCAUGGUGGCCGAUUUCAACAAAACCACCAUUGAUCCUACGCAAUCUCCACCGAUGGGCUACACCGAGAAUGCUUCCGCCACAUUUCUCUCAUCGGGCAAUCCUUGCCUUGAUUUCUUCUUCCAUGUCGUACCCGAUACUCAUCCUGAUUUCAUUAGGCAGAGGCUCCACGAUGCCUGGCAGUACAACCCUUUGACCACCCUCAAGCUUAUAUGCAACCUUAGGGGUGUUCGUGGCACCGGAAAAUCUGACAAAGAAGGCUAUUAUGCGGCCGCAAUUUGGCUCCAUCAAUUCCACCCCAAAACUCUGGCUUGUAACGUUUCAUCUUUAUCGGAUUUUGGCUACUUCAAGGACUUGCCUGAGAUUCUUUACCGUCUUCUGGAGGGAUAUGAUGUGAGGAAGAUCCAGAAAACAGAGUGGAAGAAGAGAAAAAUGGGAGGCAAAAGGAAAAGAACAAGUUUUAACCUUAGGCGUUCGACCUUUCGAGGUCCGUUUCAACGCCGUAUCAAAAGUCAACGUUCUAAGCAAUCAAGGCAACCCCAGCCCAGCGUGACCAGAGAGAUGAGGAUCGCGAAUGCUAUGCAGAGGAAUAAGAUUGAGAAAGAGAAAGCAAGCGUGGCCAGGAAAGAGAAGAAAGUAGCCAUGGCGAAAAAGGUUUUUGAGAGAUAUAGCCGAGACCCUGAUUUCCGAUUUCUAUAUGAGCGCGUCUCAGGUUUCUUCGCCGAGCGCCUGAAAACCGACAUGGAGCACCUCAAUUCUGGGCGGGUGAGAAAGGUGAGCCUUGCUGCUAAAUGGUGCCCAUCCAUCGACUCUUCCUUUGAUCGAUCAACUUUGCUAUGUGAGAGUAUUGCGAGGAAGGUAUUCCCUAGAGAAUCCUACCCUGAAUAUGAAGGAGUGGAAGAGGCACAUUACGCAUACAGGAUUCGUGAUCGGUUGAGGAAGGAGGUUCUGGUGCCACUUCGAAAGGCCUUGGAGUUACCAGAGGUGUAUAUUGGGCAUAAUAGAUGGGGUGAUAUUCCAUACAAUCGGGUUGCUUCUGUGGCUAUGAAAUUUUACAAGGACAAGUUUUUGAAACAUGAUGCUGAGCGUUUCUCCCAGUAUUUGGAGGAUGUCAAAUCAGGGAAGGCCAAGAUCGCAGCGGGCGCUUUGCUCCCUCAUGAGAUAAUUAUGGCUUUGAAUGAUGGUGAUGGUGGGCAAGUAGCAGAGUUGCAAUGGAAAAGAAUGGUGGAUGAUCUUCUCCAGAAAGGGAAGUUGAAAAACUGUAUGGCUAUUUGUGAUGUGUCUGGUAGCAUGGAUGGGACACCAAUGGAGGUAUCUGUAGCAUUGGGUUUGUUAGUUUCUGAACUGAGUGAGGAGCCGUGGAAGGGGAAGGUUAUUACUUUCAGUGAAAGUCCUACUCUUCAAAUAAUCCAAGGAGAUAGUCUUAUGGAGAAGACAGAGUUUGUGAGAAGGAUGGAAUGGGGCAUGAACACUGAUUUCCAAAAGGUGUUUGAUCUCAUCCUGCAAGUGGCUGUUGAUGGGAAAUUGAAGGAGGAUGAGAUGAUAAAGAGGGUAUUUGUGUUCAGUGAUAUGGAGUUUGAUCAAGCAUCAACAAAUCCUUGGGAAACAGACUAUAAAGCGAUAGAGAGGAAAUUCAAAGAGAAAGGGUAUGAAAAAGUGAUCCCAGAAGUUGUGUUUUGGAAUUUGAGAUACUCGAAGGCUACACCAGUACCUGCAAGAGAAAAAGGGGUGGCGCUGGUGAGUGGCUAUUCAAAGAAUUUGAUGAAGCUGUUCUUGGAUGGAGAUGGUAUUGUAGACCCUGUUUCCAUUAUGGAAGCUGCCAUCUCCGGGGAAGAAUAUCAAAAGCUUUCUGUACUGGAUUGAUCAUAUUCCCUUUCUUUUUCUCUUGAAUGAGAGCUAGUUAUAUAAGCAACAGUAUUGUAAAGGCUGGUUUGUUCUUUUUUUUCCCCAAAUGAAAUGGACUCUUUCUUCA